This is a messenger RNA of Neofelis nebulosa (Clouded leopard), 1197 nucleotides long. RefSeq names its product ERCC excision repair 1, endonuclease non-catalytic subunit (gene ERCC1). Gene Ontology annotation, cellular component: nucleus; nucleotide-excision repair factor 1 complex; ERCC4-ERCC1 complex. Gene Ontology annotation, molecular function: damaged DNA binding; single-stranded DNA binding. Gene Ontology annotation, biological process: mitotic recombination; meiotic mismatch repair; UV-damage excision repair. NCBI's taxonomy places the organism in Eukaryota, Metazoa, Chordata, Mammalia, Carnivora, Felidae. The record is from RefSeq and is a predicted model, not a curated record. The transcript is spliced from 10 exons. Bases 154 to 1146 code for a protein of 330 amino acids.
UGGGGAACGGUGAGGGCGGGAUCGAGGGCUAGAGAGGCCGGAAGUGCGGCGAGCUCGGGGACGCGCUGGCCGCGCCGGCGGUGGGACGCCUCUGUCCCUCUCCGGUCUUUUACUCCCGGCUCGGGGACGAGGCGGCCCCAGAAGAACCUUGGGAUGGACGAAGAGGGAGUGCGGCAGCCCUCCGGGCCACCCACGAGGAAGAAGUUCUUCAUACCACUGGAUGAGGAUGAGGCCCCUCCUGCGGGGUUCAAGCCCUUAUUCAAGUCCACGCGGAGCCUUCCCACCACGGAUACCUCAGCCCAGGCCGCCCCUCAGACCUACGCUGAGUAUGCUGUCUCGGGACCUCCAGGAGGGGCUGGGGCUCCACACCCCACGGGGCCAGAACCCCUGGCAGGAGAGACCCCCAGCCAGGCCCCCAAAGCGGGGACGAAAUCCAGCAGCAUCAUUGUGAGCCCCCGGCAGAGGGGCAACCCCGUGCUGAAGUUUGUGCGUAACGUGCCCUGGGAGUUUGGUGACGUGCUUCCCGACUAUGUGCUGGGCCAGAGCACCUGUGCUCUGUUCCUCAGGUCCCGGUGUCGCCCAUGCCCUCUGCAUUCCAGUGAGAGUAAAGAAGGGCUCCCAGGGUCUCGGGGAGAGCGAGACCUCCCAAUCCCUCCCUCUCCCCUGCCCCCCAGCCUCCGCUACCACAACCUCCACCCGGACUACAUCCACGGGCGGCUGCAGAGCCUGGGGAAGAGCUUCGCCCUGCGGGUCCUGCUUGUCCAGGUGGACGUGAAAGAUCCACAGCAGGCCCUCAAGGAGCUGGCUAAGAUGUGCAUCCUGGCUGACUGCACCCUGGUCCUUGCCUGGAGCCCUGAGGAGGCCGGGCGGUACCUGGAGACCUACAAGGCCUAUGAGCAGAAGCCGGCGGACCUCCUGAUGGAAAAGCUGGAACAGGACUUCGUCGCCCGGGUGACUGAAUGCCUGACCACCGUGAAGUCUGUCAAUAAAACCGACAGCCAGACCCUCCUAACUACUUUUGGGUCUCUGGAACAGCUCAUAGCUGCGUCCCGAGAAGAUCUGGCUUUGUGCCCGGGCCUGGGGCCCCAAAAGGCCCGGAGGCUGUUUGAUGUCCUACACGAGCCCUUCUUAAAAGUGCCCCGAUGACCCCAGCCGCCAGAGAGGCCCUCGUUGUAACAAUAAAGCAUUUUCCAGGCU